Molecule: messenger RNA, 631 nt
Organism: Lagopus leucura (white-tailed ptarmigan)
Lineage: Eukaryota; Metazoa; Chordata; Aves; Galliformes; Phasianidae
Product: serine/threonine-protein phosphatase 2A 65 kDa regulatory subunit A alpha isoform-like
Exons: 4
Biological process (GO): protein dephosphorylation
Cellular component (GO): cytoplasm; protein phosphatase type 2A complex
Molecular function (GO): protein phosphatase regulator activity
Source: RefSeq, a predicted model, not a curated record
AUGAAGCACUGGGGGGGAACUGGGGAGCACUGGGAGGGACCGAGGGACACUGGCAGGGUGGUGGGGCACCGGGAGAGCAGCGGGACAGACUGGGAGGGACUGGGGCGUGCUGGGGGCUGCAGCUGUCACUGUGCGGUGCUGGUGUGUACUGGGAGCACUGGUUUCGUGCAGGGCGUGGAGUUCUUUGACGAGAAGCUGAAUUCACUGUGCAUGGCCUGGCUGGUGGAUCACGUGUACGCCAUCCGGGAAGCGGCCACCAGCAACCUGCGCAAACUGGUGGAGCGCUUUGGGCAGGAGUGGGCGCAGGGCACCAUCGUGCCCAAGGUGCUGGCGAUGGCCACCGACCCCAACUACCUGCACCGCAUGACCACGCUCUUCUGCAUCAACGUGCUGUCGGAGGUGUGCGGGCAGGAGAUCACCACCAAGCAGAUGCUGCCCACGGUGCUGCGGAUGGCGGCCGACGCCGUGGCCAACGUGCGCUUCAACGUGGCCAAAUCGCUGCAGCGCAUCGGGCCCAUCCUGGACAGCAGCACGCUGCAGAACGAGGUGAAGCCGGUGCUGGAGAAGCUGACGCAGGACCAAGAUGUGGACGUCAAAUACUUCGCCCAGGAGGCGCUGAGUGGUGCGGGGA